Stereum hirsutum FP-91666 SS1 is the source of this 516-nucleotide messenger RNA. RefSeq lists its product as uncharacterized. The transcript has 7 exons. NCBI's taxonomy places the organism in Eukaryota, Fungi, Basidiomycota, Agaricomycetes, Russulales, Stereaceae. Bases 1 to 516 code for a protein of 171 amino acids. The record is from RefSeq and is a predicted model, not a curated record.
AUGCUCUACAAGUCCAUCUUGUUGAUCAUAUUGGGUGUCAUUGCUAUCGAAAGCGCCGCCUCCGUACUUCACUGGUCCUUUGGGAACGCAUUGUCGCACGAUUUGCUGAGGCCCGUCGACGCUCCGCCGCAGAAUGAAGACAAUGCGAACCCACAGAAUGUGACAGUGGUUAAACUGGGUUUGACUCCGGAUCAGGCUGCAGCAGACGUGGAGUUUAUUCUAUAUGAUAACGGAGACUGUACAGGCAGUAGCUACACUGAGGAGGCUUCAGGACCUUCCGGUGCUACCUGGUGCACCGAUGUCAGCACGACGUUCAAUGACUUGACAUCCUGUUUCUAUAUCUCUGACGGACUUUCAUGUACUAUGUUUGAGGACGCAAACUGCGCCGGUCAAUCGUUUGCUGCACCCAGCGGAACCUGCGACAACGGUAUCUCAUCCGUUUCCUGUGUGAUACAAUGCAUUUCUGUCGCUGUAUCACUCAUGCGUCAGAUAUCUGGUGCCUCACCCACCUCUUAA